Messenger RNA from Aspergillus neoniger CBS 115656, 2241 nucleotides. Its product is annotated as putative monooxygenase. Lineage: Eukaryota; Fungi; Ascomycota; Eurotiomycetes; Eurotiales; Aspergillaceae. The record is from RefSeq and is a predicted model, not a curated record. Bases 249 to 2165 code for a protein of 638 amino acids. Gene Ontology annotation, molecular function: 3-(3-hydroxyphenyl)propionate hydroxylase activity; FAD binding. The transcript is spliced from 6 exons. Gene Ontology annotation, biological process: 3-(3-hydroxy)phenylpropionate catabolic process.
GGGAGAUCAACAUUUAUGCCAACAUGGCACAAGGGUUCCAAAGCAGCCUAUUUGUGGCUUAUUGCUUCCUCCCCUACGGUGUACAACAACAGGUCAUGCAGGUUGACCUUCAGCGCCAGGUCCCGCCGGCGCCGCCUGUUCCUCCCCCAUAAGCGGCCUCCACCCCUUGCCACGGCUUUAUCAAUCCCUGGUCAACAGCUUUAUUUUGAUCCACGGUGAGACCUGACGCAGACAAAUACUUAAGCAUAAUGAAUCAGAAAGACUGGGAAACGACUGAUGUCGUUAUAUGUGGAUGUGGUCCUACGGGCGCCCUGUUAUCCGCUUAUCUCGGUCGCGCCGGUGUCCACAAUGUGGUACUGGAGAAGGAGCCGACAAUCACCACUGAUCCGCGUGGGAUAGCCUUGGAUGACGAUGGAAUUCGUUACCUACAGGGCCUGGGUCUGUACGACUCUAUCUAUACCAAGAUAGGCACCUCCAUGGGAAGAUUCAAUUUCGUCAGUGGGACCGAUAGCGAUAUGCACAAAGCUCCGAUUCUGGCAAUGGACUACAACAUAAUCGCAGGAGCGACAGGCCAUGUCGGCUUCAUAGGCCAUAAACAACCCGUCCUCGAGAGCCACAUCAGGGACUGCAUGCCUUCAUCCCAUUGCUCCUUACGAUGCAACGCGACUGUCAUUCGUCUGGAAGAAGACGAAGACUGGACUUAUUGUACAUACCGUACCGCGGCCGGAGAAGAGCACAGUCUUCGAGCAAGAUUCUUCGUGGGCGCGGACGGGAAGACAGGUUACACGCGCAAGCAAUAUCUGGAACCGCGAGGCGUCAUCUUAGAGAAAUUCCAUGAAGCCUUCUAUGAGGAAACUUGGGUAGCAUUGAACUGGCGAAUCACCUUACCAACACCCCAGUCGCAUCCCAGCUUCCCACUGUGGAAGCGAGGUUACUCACCAGAGCAGGUGUAUGACCUAUUCUUUCCGCCCGAGUUUCGAUUUCUUUGCAAUCCGGACAGACCAGCUGUUGCUGGGCGCUUUGGCCUCCCAGCUGACAGACUGUGGCGGUUCGAGUAUAUCAUCCACAAAGGCGAAGAUGGAUAUGUGAUGGCUAGUCCAGAAGAAAUGCGACGCGUUGUUUAUCCCUACAUCACACACAGGGGCAGUCGAUACCAGCUCGCUGGAGACGUACAGUUUCCUGAAGAUUGCAUCGAAGUACUCCGCUGUCGCCCGUUCACAUUUUCGUCGCGGACCUGCAACAUAUGGGCGAAGGAUCGAGUGAUACUGUGUGGCGACGCAGCUCACGUGUUUCCGCCCUUUGGCGGGCAGGGUAUUGUCUCCGGUUUCCGCGACGCAAUAUCACUCUCCUGGCGCCUAGCUAUGCUCUGUCGCUACCACUCUAAUCAGAAAUCUCAUCAUGAUGUCCUAAAGGCUUGGUAUGAGGAACGUAAGCAACAGCUCAAGCUUUCGCUAGCAACAACGGUCGCGAAUGGAGUUAUGGUAUGCGAAACUCAUCCGCUGAAGAUCUUUCUCCGAGACUGGUACAUCUGGUUCCUCCAGUUCUUUCCCAGCUGGAGACGACAAUUACAGCACGGUCGCAGAAAUGCUGCGAUAUUCCGAUACAAACAUUCCAGCGGAAUGCCUUUUAUCCCAGAUCUAAACGGUGGUCUAUAUCUUCCGCAAAUAUAUUGUCGUCGAACAGAGGACGAUGAGAUACUUUUCACAGACGACGCAAUUUACGGUUCAGAUAAUACCACCUCUCUCUUCCGCUUAUUUGUAUACGUGCAGGACUCAUCUGAGAUCCCAGCUAUCAAGCACGCCCUCGAGGGAAUAGAAAAUUGGUCCCGUGGCGAGUUCAGUGCAACCGACAUCCCCUUUAUUCUGGAAAACGGUGAUAUUGACCCAACGAGCUCAUCUAAAGGAAGAAACAUCUUCCGCGUCGCUACCGCAGACGAAUUUGCCAAAUCUCCGUUGUGUAGCGAUCGUCCCAGGCCCUCGGAUUACGACCCUUUCCUUUUAGGAAAUAAAGUACAAGGGAAAUAUAUCAUUGUGCGGAUGGACCGAACUGUGUUCGCAUCUUGUGCGAACGAGGAUCAAUUAAGGGGCGCUGUGCAGAUGAUGUUGGGUUAUCUUUACGGUGAUACUACCGCUGAGUACUCGGCGAAGAUAUAUAGUAGGAUAUAGACGGGUUGAGGAAAGGAUUGUCUGAUAGUACUGAACCAGAUCUCUACUCUUUUAUUCAUUUUGCACAUGUAAGCAC